AUUCAAUAGGAUGGAAUAGAAGAACCAGUUGCAGGAAGUUCGCGUUCCUUUUCUUUUCCUCGGUCUUCUGCUUAUUUGUUGAGUUCUAAUGGAAAAUGUGAAGGGACUUCUUCGCAUUCGGCUUCGGAAAGGCACUAAUCUCGCUUUGCGUGACAGCCUUAGCAGCGACCCUUAUGUCGUUGUAACCAUGGGUGAACAGAAAUUGAAGUCUGGAGUGGCAAAAAAUGACUGCAAUCCAGAGUGGAACGAUGAAUUGACUCUUUCUAUUAAGGAUCUUAAUGUUCCCAUCACUCUGACAGUGUAUGACAAAGACACGUUUACUGUGGAUGACAAAAUGGGUGAUGCUGAGAUAGACCCAAAACCAUAUAUUGAGUGUCUGAAGAUGGGAUUGGAGAAUCUCCAAAAUGGCUCUGUAGUUAAGAAAGUUCAGCCGAGCUCGACAAAUUGCCUUGCCGAGGAGAGCACUUGUGUUUGGAACAAUGGGAAAAUUGUCCAGGAUGAGUCUCAGACUGAGAAAUGUGGAGUCCGGGGAGGUGUCGAUCCAACUUGAGUGGAUUGAUAUUAGUGGUUGUGAAGGCCUGUAAACUUAGAGAUAAAUGAAACUGCUGUUACUCUAUUAUGAUAUAUUUUUAGGUUUUAAGCUUUAAUAUCAAGGGGUACUUGAAAUGUGUUUGAUGUAUAAGUCUAUUUGAUAAUAAAAUAAAGAAACUUCUAUGGAA
Messenger RNA from Juglans regia (Persian walnut), 719 nucleotides. Its product is annotated as protein C2-DOMAIN ABA-RELATED 7-like. Lineage: Eukaryota; Viridiplantae; Streptophyta; Magnoliopsida; Fagales; Juglandaceae. The record is from RefSeq and is a predicted model, not a curated record. The coding region runs from base 89 to 550 and encodes 153 amino acids. The transcript is spliced from 3 exons.